AUGGCCAGCGUGAAGGACGCAGUCAAGGAGUCCUUGAUAGGCACCUCCGACGAGCCUAAGCCGUCGCAGCAGGCGAAGGCCAACUUCCACCGCCAUGCGCGCAAAGACGAGGCCACGGGGGAGCUGUAUAUGACGGAAGAAGAUUUCAUCCAGGCUAUUGCCCCCAAGCAUGAGGAUUAUCACAAAAUCAAGCGGGAACACUACGGCAUCCUGUUCAGAGUCGCCGAUAAGCGGAGAUCGGGCAGACUGUCCCUCGGAGACUGGUCGACUUUCGAAAACCUCCUGGCCAAACCGGAUGCCGAGUACGAGAUCGCUUUCCGACUGUUCGACACGGAAGGCACGGGAAGCGUGAAGUGGGAAACCUUCCACAACCUCUAUAACGAGAACAAGAACAAAGACAGCAUUCCCUUCGAUUGGAACUCAGAAUGGGCUUCCUUGUACACUGGACGGACCAAGAGCCGGCACGAUAUGACCUACCCCCAAUUUGCCCAGAUGCUGCGAGGCUUGCAGGGCGAGCGUAUCCGCCAGGCCUUCCACGUCUUCGACAAGGAUGGCGAUGGAUACAUCGAGCCUGAGGACUUCCAGCGCAUCAUCCUUGAAACGUCGAAGCACAAGCUGUCGGACUACGUCCUCGAGAACCUCCCCAGUCUGUGCAACAUCUCGACGGGCACCAAGAUUUCUUAUUCCACCGUGCGCGCUUUCCAGAACGUCAUGCGCGAGAUGGAUAUGAUCGAUGUCAUCGUGCGUGAGGCAACUCACAAGAGCGACGACGGCAAGAUCACGCGCUCCGACUUCCUGAACGAGGCCGCGCGCAUCACCCGCUUCUCCCUGUUCACUCCCAUGGAGGCCGAUAUCUUGUUCCACUUUGCCGGUCUAGAUGCGCCUUCGGGUAGACUCUCCCAGCGGGACUUUGCCAAGGUCAUUGACGCCUCGUGGCGUAUGCCAAUCGCUGUCGCCGGGCAGGCCGUUAGCUCCGCAACGCACAAGGCCGCGGACAAGUCCAAGUCCAUCCUUUACAGUGUGCUCGAGUCCGUCCACCACUUCGCGCUCGGAAGUUUGGCAGGAGCUUUCGGUGCUUUCAUGGUUUACCCCAUUGAUCUGGUGAAGACUCGUAUGCAGAACCAGCGCUCCUCUCAUGUUGGUCAGAGACUGUACAACAACUCCUUGGACUGCGCGCGGAAAGUCAUCCGCAACGAGGGUUUCACCGGUCUGUACUCUGGAGUCAUUCCUCAGCUCAUUGGUGUUGCACCUGAGAAGGCCAUCAAGCUCACUGUCAACGACUUGGUCCGUGGGCACUUCACGAACAAAGAGAAUGGGAAGAUCUGGACCGGUCAUGAGAUUCUCGCCGGUGGUUCCGCCGGAGCCUGUCAAGUCGUUUUCACCAACCCUCUGGAAAUCGUCAAGAUCCGUCUGCAAGUCCAGGGUGAGAUCGCUAAGAACGUCGAGGGUGCUCCUCGCCGAUCCGCGCUUUGGAUUGUCAGGAACUUGGGUUUGAUGGGGCUGUACAAGGGAGCCAGUGCCUGCCUGCUCCGUGAUGUGCCGUUUUCCGCCAUCUACUUCCCGACCUACUCCCACCUCAAAUCCGACUUCUUCGGCGAGUCGCCAACCCACAAGCUCGGCAUUUUGCAGCUGCUCACGGCCGGUGCCAUUGCGGGUAUGCCUGCUGCCUACCUGACGACGCCCUGCGACGUUAUCAAGACCCGUCUCCAAGUCGAGGCUCGUAAGGGUGAUGUCAAAUACACCGGCCUGCGUCACUGCGCCGCGACCAUUUGGAAGGACGAGGGUUUCAAGGCCUUCUUCAAGGGAGGCCCUGCCCGUAUCAUCCGUUCUUCUCCCCAGUUCGGUUUCACUCUUGCCGCCUACGAGUUGCUGCAGAACUGGCUCCCUAUGCCCGGACACGGCGAGGUCACUCCCUCCGGACAGAUCGAGCCUGGCGUCGGCCUCCAGACUGCCAAGGCCCCCCUCCCUUACCUCCGGUCAAGAAACGCUCUGAAGCUCAUCCUCGACCUCGACGAGAACAUUGGCCGCGCCUCGAUACCCUCGGCCGACAAGUGGCCCAAAUUUAUUCAGCCCGCCAAGCAAUAA
Molecule: messenger RNA, 2085 nt
Organism: Aspergillus melleus
Lineage: Eukaryota; Fungi; Ascomycota; Eurotiomycetes; Eurotiales; Aspergillaceae
Gene: AGC1
Product: citrin
Exons: 4
Coding region: 1-2085 (694 amino acids)
Biological process (GO): L-glutamate transmembrane transport; aspartate transmembrane transport; malate-aspartate shuttle
Molecular function (GO): L-glutamate transmembrane transporter activity; calcium ion binding; L-aspartate transmembrane transporter activity
Source: RefSeq, a predicted model, not a curated record